CGUAAUGUUAGGUGAUAAGCUUUAAUUUUAGCCAAUAGAAAUUUAAAGCAGACUUUAGGGCUUAAAGAACCUUUCACUUUUCAACUUGGGGAAAGAAAUGAGUAUUGUCCUGCGUGGUAGCCGAGGGUGAUGGCCGAGACAGUUUCAGGCAGUAACAGCGGGGCCGAAGCGAGCGCCACCCCUGAAUUCAAACAGCCCGCUAAAAGGCGGCGCAUCCUCGACCCGUCGGCCGUGGUGACGGUGCCCAUUUACUCCAACAAGGUGAACAGCUGCCUGAAGUUAAACCCAUCUAUCCCCAUUCACACCUCAGAGAGCGAUGGUGCAGUAGAGCUGAACCUCUGGCCUGGGUCACAGUCCCCCCCCACCAGCAAGAAAGUCAAGCCAGUCUGCAUCGACCUUUCAGAUUCGGAGGAAGAGUCUGAAGCUAUUGCACAGCUUGGACAUUUUCGGUCUCCAUCUCCACCCUCCCCACCCCUGAGUCCUGUGGUCAAAGCCAGCACCCGAGCGAGUUGUAAGAUUCGAGAGAUCAAUAGGAAACUUAACGCUUUGGACUCGCUGUUCUUGCCUGGUGACUUGGGUGAGACAAGCUCCGAUCGAGGCAAGCUCAGCGACAGCGACGAUGACGACAUCAUUGUGGUGUCUGACCGGCUUUCGGCACCGGCCCAAUGUGAGAAACCCAGGGAGAUAUCACUCAAGAUCCGUUACCGUGCCGAUGUGCACAAGGUCCCCAUUCGUUCGACGAGUCCCCUGAGGACAGCAGUGAGCCAGAUGUCCGUCAAAUUGAGUGUCCCGCCCCAGCGUAUCCUGUUGCUAAGGAACGACACAGAGCUUCCUGUUGAGAGCACGCCCAGUGCGCUGGGCUUGGGAAUUGCUGACAUCAUCGACUGCGUGAUGCUGCAUGAUGAGGUGGACACAGCAAAGAGCGGUGACAUCAUCACCCUGCGCCUGCAGGGCAAAGACAAGGGUUCCAGCCAAGACUUCUCCAUCCAUAAGGAGGCCCCCCUUGGUUCUAUCCUCUCCCAGUACCUUUCACAAAUGGCUGCCAACUCUCAGAGGAAAGUCCACUUCCUGUUUGACGGCUCUAAGGUGGUUCCCAGCCAGACGCCCGCGCAGCUGGACAUGGAGGAUGGUGAUGUCAUUGAGGUGUGGGCCUGACGGCAGCAGUCAGACGUGGCGUAUCUCAGGUCUAUCCCAUCACGCUGACGCAGAGCCACAGUGUUAAUGCAUAAGCUGCACGUCACCCACCUACUGAUGUUACUAAUGCAUUUGUUUGUGUAUAUGAAUCUCAGAAAAUUUUAAUUUCUUUGUCUUUGAAGGGGAGGUAUAAUGACAUUUGGAAUAAAAAAAAAAACUAUGGAUAAUUGAAGUUUAAU
This is a messenger RNA of Brienomyrus brachyistius, 1373 nucleotides long. It is a transcript of the gene nfatc2ip, whose product is annotated as nuclear factor of activated T cells 2 interacting protein. Bases 130 to 1155 code for a protein of 341 amino acids. The record is from RefSeq and is a predicted model, not a curated record. NCBI's taxonomy places the organism in Eukaryota, Metazoa, Chordata, Actinopteri, Osteoglossiformes, Mormyridae. The transcript has 9 exons. Gene Ontology annotation, biological process: cytokine production; positive regulation of transcription by RNA polymerase II.